Lampris incognitus (smalleye Pacific opah) is the source of this 4031-nucleotide messenger RNA. It is a transcript of the gene tbc1d32, whose product is annotated as TBC1 domain family, member 32. The record is from RefSeq and is a predicted model, not a curated record. Lineage: Eukaryota; Metazoa; Chordata; Actinopteri; Lampriformes; Lampridae. The transcript is spliced from 34 exons. Gene Ontology annotation, biological process: non-motile cilium assembly. The coding region runs from base 114 to 4031 and encodes 1305 amino acids.
GUUUGACUAAACCUAAUAUGACUGACAAGCUAUUCCUAAAUUGAGAAACAGUUGAUCCAGUGGCGAGACUGUUGAGGCCAAAACCUUCUUCCCCCAUUUCAAGGCCCGGCAGUAUGUCUCAAUUCUCAGCUGAGGAUGAGGCUGAACUGCAGUCCCUGUUGAAGCAGCUACUCAGAAGUAUCAAAGAUAGGAUCUCUGGUGCUCCUUCGAUUGAAUGUGCUGAAGAGAUCCUACUUCACUUGGAGGAGACUGACAAGAACUUCCACAAUUAUGAGUUGGUCAGGUACCUUCGUCAGUAUGUGGAGAGCUCACUCGGUGCAGUAGUGGAGGAGGAGACAGAGAAUUAUGCCAGAAGAGUGGGACAGGCUAUUGGCUCAGGUCAUGACACCCUUAUCCACACUGUUACCAGAAGGACCAGAGAAUCAGCUGAAUACAAGCAGAUGAUGCAGACACUGAAGAAUACCAUGAUAGUGGUGGUUGAGGCACUAAUCAACAAAUUUGAGGAGGACCAGCUGAAGAAGGAGGAGAUGCACAGAGACAAACAUCAAGGACCAUCCGACAGUCACUACUAUACUGACAACUGCUCUGACAGUGACUCUUCUUUCAACCAGAGUUAUGCAUUCAUCAAGCAAGAACAACUACAAGCCUUGGCUGAGAAACUCGACUCAAGCAGACCCAAAGAGGUGCGAUGGGAAGCACUGCAGGCCCUGUGCUGUGCCCCUCCUGCUGAUGUGCUGAGCUGUGAGAGCUGGAGCAGCCUGUGCAGGAAUCUCUCUGUUGCCCUGUGUGACCCAGACCCUGACAUUAGUGAAAAGGUACUUCAGUUUUUUGCAAAAACCUUCUCCUCAUCUCCACUGAAUGUGACCCGAGAGAUCUACACCACUUUGGCUAAAAGUGUGGAGUCUAAUUUCCUAUCCUAUAAGCUGGGUUUCCCGACUGGCUCUAAACGGAUUGACAUAAACAGUCCUGAUAUCAGUCGUCUUCUCAAACAGAUGCGAUUGAUGAAUGACUUCCAAAAAGAAGUGACAACAUUUUGGAUUCGUCACCCAGAGAAAUAUAUGGAGGAAAUUAUCGAGAGUACUUUCUCUCUGCUGUCAUUGCAUGCUGAACAUGGCUUAGUGUCACCGGGGAAUGAAAAACCCCUGGAGCCCAUUCACCUUCUAGCCUUACUCGAUAUCAAAGCUAUUUGGUUUAAAAAGUGGAUGCAUGGGUACUACAGCAGGACUGUGGUUUUCAGACUUUUGCACAGAAAAUACAAGUCUCUGACUGCAGCGGCCCUACAGAGGUGCAUUCAGUACAGCAAGUCUCAUGAAGGUGUCGUAGCUGAGACAAAUGAUGUGACCCACCCAAUGGAGCAACUAAACACCUGCUCAGUCCAGAGGAGUACUUACACAGGGAAGGAGAUGGAGUAUGCCGUCUUUGUCCACUCAAUGUGUGUUCUUGGGAAACUGCUCCUUUACAGCAGUGGAAGAAAUCUCUUCCCUAUCAAAGUCCUGAACAGCAAAGAUCCCGUCGGCCUCACAGACCUGGUAGUCACCCUGAUUAACAUCAUGUACCAACACCCCGAGCCCUCACAUGGCGAAACCUCACUCACAGACUCCCUGUCCCCCAGUGGUCUAGUGAUGGAGGUGCUGUGGACGCUGUGUGAGAGGACUGAGUGUGCAAUAGAAUGUGUCUACCAGACCCCUGUCAUACAGGCGCUGCUAGCUCCUGUUGUAACCCUGCUCAACGAACAGCAGGUCAAAUUAAAGUCUCCUGCUGCAACGUUGACUCAUAUAGCGGACGCUUUGGCUCAUAUUGCUAACACUGACAGAGGCUUAGCUCUUUUCUUAUAUGAGAAGAAUCUAGUUGCAGCUCAAGGGGAAGGGACCCUUGCUGCCCAUGUCAUUGUGCAGUUCACCCAGAGGUUGCUGGAAAAGGAUCUCCCUUCACUACAAGAGUCAGAAAUGUCCCCUGCAGUGUGUGGGGCCUUCAUCUUCGUCUGCCGGCAGAUAUACAACACUUGUGAGGGCUUGCAGAUUCUUCAGCCCUAUGGCCUGCACAAUUCUAUAGCCACGGUAUGGAAAAAGACUAGUUUCAAAUCGGAAAGGAUCCCAACCCCAAUUCCAGGAGCUGUUGCUGGAACAUCCUCUAAGGAGCUGCAGAACAUGCUGAUCUGGGAAGAGACAUUGUUGGACAGCUUGUUGACCUUUGCUGCUACCCCUAGAGGCUUGCUACUGCUUCAGCAGACCGGAGCUAUCAACGAAUGUGUCUCCUACAUGUUCUCUCGUUUCACCAAGAAACUUCAGGUUAGCCGCUGUGAGAAGUUUGGUUAUGGGGUGAUGGUGACUCAGGUGGCAGCUACCGCUCCUGGUGUGGCAGCCCUGCACAGUUCAGGUUACGUCCAAGCGCUGGUGGUUGAGCUUUGGUCAGCUCUGGAGUGUGGCAGAGAGGAUGCAAGGGUUGUCCAUCCCAAAUCUACACCCAUGGACCCCAUAGACAAGAGCUGCCUAAAGUCUUUCCUGUCCCUUGUCAAUCUCCUUUCGUCUCCUCAGUCGGUGAAAAAGCUGCUGGGACAACAGCCUCUCCCUAACAAGAGUGAAUACACCUUGCGAGAGAUUCCCACCUCCAUACUGGACUUGAUUGACAGGUUGAUUGCUGUGAAUUCUGAUGCCAAGAUUCAUUCUCUCUUCAACUAUGAGCAGUCUCACACGUUUGGCCUGAGGCUGCUGAGUGUGUUGUGCUGUAAUUUGGACUCCUUUCUCUUGCUGGAGAGCCAGUACAGCAUCUGCUCCAUGCUGCUUCAAUGUCAGAGGGACAACAUCACUGAGCCAUCAAGUGGGAAGGGAGAGUUCAUCGUGGAUGAUCUGUCGGUGGAGAGGAACCAUGUGCUGGUGCGUGUGAGUGCAGUGGGCGGCCCAUCUGAGAGGAGGCUGCCCUCCCGAUCGCUGCAGGAGGGAGCUAAUCCUUACCCCUGGCCCAUGUUCUCCUGCUACCCUCUACCUGAAUGCUACAUCUUGAAUACAUCCAAGACCAGCCACAGCCAACAGGACUCUGAGAUCAGAGCGUUUUUGGCAUCAUCCAAAGAAACAGAGAAGGAUGGGAACUGGAUGGACACUUGCCGGAGACAGUACUGCAAAGUCAUGACCACCAAGCCCAAUGUUCUCACAGGGCCUGUGCUGUCUGACCUCCUGGAGAAGGUGUUGGCCCAUCUAUCUAGUUCUGCCACAGAGCGCUACUUCUCACCUGCUCAGUAUAAAGCACAGCAGAGGAGUGUAAAGGAUGUCGUGCUAUCCCCCAUUCAACAGCAUGGUGUCCACGUCUGUCUGAGAUACGGCAGAAACCUGAGGCUACUUAAGGAAGACUCUGAGCAAGGCCUGACUCUUCUGCUGAAGCACACUCAGCUCUUCCUCUCCACACAAAGCAUCAAUGGAGCUUCAAAAAUCACUUCUUCACAAGAUGGCUACCCGGGCCAUGACUGGCUGACAUCUACAGUUUUCCUUAUUAUGGCUGGAGAUAUGGACAGGUGUCUUCAUUUGUUACUCAAUCUGUCCUCUCUGCUCACCUCAGCAUUUAUAUGGCCAGCAAGAAUACACGCCUCUAUCCACAUUCCAGUGGAGGUUGCCUGGUCAGGAAUCCCUCCCAUCUACUGGUGUACGGCUCACUUUGUGGAGAUGUUGCUGAAGGCGGAGGUCCCUCUCGUCCACUCUGCUUUCAGAAUGUCUGGAUUCACCCCAUCCCAGAUGUGCCUUCAGUGGUUGGGCCAGUGUUUCUGGAACUACCUGGACUGGCAGGAAAUAUGUCACUACAUCUCUACCUGCGUGGUGAUGGGGCCUGACUACCAGGUCUACAUGUGCGUCGCUGUCUUGAAGCACCUGCAACCUGACAUACUUCAGCACACACAGUCCCAGGAGCUGCAGGUCUUCCUCAAGGAGGAGCCUAUCCAGGGCUUCAAGGUGAGUAACUAUCUGGAGUACAUGGAGGGGUUGGAGCGCGCUUACCGGAAAACAGUCCUCACCGACAUGAAAACCAUCCGUGACUCCGUAGCGUAG